AUGCCAAUGAGGAGUCAUUUCGGAGAUGGAGGGCAUGAAAACCAAGGAGGCUUCUCCUUCCCCCUCCCUGACGGCUUCCCUAACCCGAGCCCCGACCAGAUCAAGAAUAUCCAAGACCGGGCUCAUGGCACACUCCCCAAUAUGCCUCUUCCGACUGGUCUCAGCGAGGACGGCAUUACGAACUUCAAGCUGAUCGCUUUCAACGAGCUCUUUGAGGUGGCCUUCUUCUAUGAAUUGGUCCAAAACAUCACCAACGAGGUCGAAGGCUACAAGUUCGGUGCGGACAAGGACCAGGUUUUGCAAAAUCUCAACGUCAUCCUUGCCGUUGAGGAGCUACACGCUCUCGGUGCCAACGCCAUCCUCCAGGCCAAUAAGCAAGAUCCCAUCCAGCCCUGCAGGUACAACUUCCCUGUCUCGGACUUCGAGAGCGCCAUUGGCCUCGCCGCCACCUUCACCGACGUUGUCCUCGGGACGCUCCAGGAUGUUAACGAUAUCUUCGCCCAGAACACCGAGAACGGCCCCGUGCGUCUCAUCUCCUCGGUCAUUGGCAACGAAGGCGAGCAGGAAGGCCUCUUCCGCAUUAUCCAGAAGAAGACAACGCCUGCACAACCCUUCCUCACCACCGGCACCCGCGACUUUGCCUUCACGGCCAUCCAAGGCUUCGUCGUGCCCGGCAGCUGCCCCAACAUCGAGGAAAUUCCGCUGAAGACUUUCAAGCCCCUCAACGUCGUCAGCCAGAACAUCCAACCCAAGGACCAAGAGCUCGAGUUCAGCUUCGAUAUGUCUGGUGUCGAUGUCGAUGUUAACUCGCUUUCUUUGGUCUUGAUCAAUGCUCAGAACGCGCCGAUCGUUGAGAAGCUCGAGAACAUUGAGGCCAAGGAUGGUGUUGCUACCUUCACCGCAGAGUUCCCCUUCGAGAAGUUCCUGCUGCACGGUCUUACUAUUGCGGCUGUCACGCACUAUGCGGAGUCCUUUAACAGCCCUGACGAUGUCGCCAAGCAGACUAUUUUUGCUCCUGGCCUCAUCGAGGUCAACUAG
Paraphaeosphaeria sporulosa is the source of this 1038-nucleotide messenger RNA. RefSeq lists its product as uncharacterized. Bases 1 to 1038 code for a protein of 345 amino acids. The transcript has 2 exons. NCBI's taxonomy places the organism in Eukaryota, Fungi, Ascomycota, Dothideomycetes, Pleosporales, Didymosphaeriaceae. The record is from RefSeq and is a predicted model, not a curated record.